UCGUCAUAAAUUUCACCAUAGAAUCCUCUCCUUUUCUUCCUCAUCCACUUCGUUUCAACUUAUCCAUUAACGUCAUCGUCUUCGCAACUUUUCAGGCUGUGCCAUGGGAGUUCUCUCGUUGUGGAGCUUGUUUCGCUCUCCUUGCGCCGUCAAAUUUUCUAGUUUCCACAAAGCCAUUUGCAUGGCUGAUGAAGUAUCCAUAUCCAAGCAUCAUAUGGUCAAUCACUUAGACAUUUUUUCUGGCAAACGAUUUCCAAGAAGGCUGUUCUCGCAGUUCAUUGGUUCGUAUCCGAUCUUGUUAUAUGCAAAUCCUAGUUUCAGUGCACCGAUGAUGGACGUGCAAGAACCGGAAAUAGUUCGGACGCUAAAGCUCGACAGUGGAGUUCGGAUUCAAGAAGUUCUUGAGGGAGAUGGAGCAGAAGCACAUGAAGGAGACUUGGUGGAGUUCAAUUAUGUCUGCAGGCGUUCAAAUGGAUAUUUCGUUCAUAGCACGGUAGAUCAAUUCAGUGGAGAAAGCACACCAGUAAUCCUGCCUUUGAAAGAAAACCAGAUAAUAGAGGGCUUGAAAGAGGUUCUGGUUGGCAUGAGAGUUGGAGGAAAAAGAAGAGCACUUAUCCCUCCGUCUGUGGGUUACAUAAAUGAGAAUUUGAACCCAAUUCCUGAAGAGCAUGACAACGUUGGUCGAUAAAAUUAAGUUCGCUUUGUUGCAGUUUGGUCCUCGACGUAGUCUUUUAUCGCAUCGGAACGAGCCCUUGAUAUUUGAGGUGCAACUUUUGAAAGUUCAAUGAGUAUCAUUCUCCGUCGAUAUUGACUUAAACCCUUGUAUAUUCAAUGUUGAUAUUUGAAAAUAUGAGUAGAAAGUUCUUUCCUAGCGGGCUCACAUCAUCGUUAUGUGGUGUGUCCCUUGCCAUUAUUCGGCUAUAGCACUUCGACUGUAAUCAGAGGCCGAACGAACGUGUAAUUGCUAUUAAAAGACGGAAAGUUAGAAGACAAAUGUUGAUAUUUUCUUUGUUGUAUCCAAAAAGAACAUACUCUCGAUGAUCAUAGCCUUGACUUUCUAUGUUAUUAGUACAGUACUGGAGCGUUCUAGCA
Messenger RNA from Cucurbita moschata (crookneck pumpkin), 1092 nucleotides. Its product is annotated as peptidyl-prolyl cis-trans isomerase FKBP16-1, chloroplastic. Gene Ontology annotation, molecular function: peptidyl-prolyl cis-trans isomerase activity. The transcript is spliced from 8 exons. The record is from RefSeq and is a predicted model, not a curated record. The coding region runs from base 104 to 688 and encodes 194 amino acids. NCBI's taxonomy places the organism in Eukaryota, Viridiplantae, Streptophyta, Magnoliopsida, Cucurbitales, Cucurbitaceae.